GCGAAUUCGGGUUAGGGUUUCAAAAGCAAAUAAAAAGAGACCUAACUUCUCACUCUUACUCUGUCCGUCACUCACUGCCUUCGUUUGCCAUUCUCGCUCUCAAGAAUUAGCAUAUAACAUAUACAUAUAGCAAGCAUGGCAGUCACAUUCUACGACCCUAGCUCUGCCUCUGGGUUGAAGAAGCUCGAUGAGUACCUUCUCCCACGCAGUUAUAUCACUGGGUACCAAGCUUCAAAGGAUGAUCUUACCGUGUACGCUGCUUUGCCAAAUGCCCCAUCGGAUGAGUAUGUGAAUGUAUCCAGGUGGUACAAACACAUUGAUGCUUUGUUGAGAAUCUCUGGUGUUUCUGGCGAGGGAUCUGGUGUUACCAUCGAGGGAUCUCUUGUUGCGGAGCCUGUUGCAACUCCUCCUGCUGCUGACACGAAGGCUGCUGCAGCUGAGGAUGACGAUGAUGACGAUGUGGAUUUGUUUGGUGAAGAGACAGAGGAAGAGAAGAAGGCAGCUGAGGAACGGGCAGCUGCAGUGAAGGCAUCUGGAAAGAAGAAAGAGGCUGGGAAAUCAUCUGUUUUGUUGGAUGUGAAACCAUGGGAUGAUGAAACCGACAUGAAGAAGCUUGAAGAAGCAGUGAGAUCUGUUGAGAUGGAAGGGCUGCUUUGGGGUGCAUCCAAACUUGUUCCUGUUGGGUACGGAAUCAAGAAAUUGCAAAUUAUGCUUACCAUUGUGGAUGACCUGGUUUCUGUCGACACUCUUAUUGAGGAACGUCUCACAGUUGAGCCCAUUAAUGAAUAUGUCCAGAGUUGUGACAUUGUGGCCUUCAAUAAAAUUUAAUCUACCAUCGUGGGCUUUUGGAGAUCAUGGCAACGGGAGGCUUUGCAAGAUUUUGAAAUUAUGUUCCAGUGAAACUAUCCUGAAUUGGGAAUUUUUGUUUUUAGAAACAUGCUUGUUUUUAUGUCUGUCUUUGUGAUAUCGGAUUAUUUGGAUAGUAAUCAUUUAGGCUUUAAGCCUUUAAUGUGUGGUGUGUUCUUUUUUAUUCAAAUUCUAGUUGCAAAUGAUCGUGGUUGUUACUUUGA
Cajanus cajan (pigeon pea) is the source of this 1070-nucleotide messenger RNA. The record is from RefSeq and is a predicted model, not a curated record. NCBI's taxonomy places the organism in Eukaryota, Viridiplantae, Streptophyta, Magnoliopsida, Fabales, Fabaceae.